AUGAAGAGCUUUGCUCCAUUAUCUCUGGACAUGCUCAAUCUCUUAAGCUUUCCUCCCUUUGCCUUGAUUGUUGGUUAUAUAAUCUACCUACUGAUAAGCAAGAGAGACGAUAGUACUGUGCCUGCGUCUUAUCCGAUUGUGGUUUCAUUGUUUGCCUUCUUGAAGAACCGAAGCAGGCUCUCAGGAUGGCUGACGGAGCUUCUCGAACACGCUCCCUCUAACACCAUCACUUUUCAUCGCCCCGGAAUAAAGGUGGUUAUCACGGCCGAUCCAGGCAAUGUGGAACACAUUCUCAAGACCCGUUUUGAGAAUUACCCCAAGGGCAACUAUUUCAGGCUACUUUUGCACGAUCUGCUCGGAACCGGCAUUUUCAACGCAGACGGCGCUCCCUGGAAAUUGCAGAGGCGAGUGGCCAGUUACGAAUUCAGCACCAACUCUUUGCGCGACUUCAUUGCGGAGAGCGUGCAUAGCGAGAUCACCAAUCGCCUUCUCCCACUACUCAGAAAAUCCGCUGUCACUAACCAGGAGGGGGAGAGUCGGCUCGAUAUGCAGGACGUCUUCAAGCGAUUUGCCUUCGACAACGUAUGUCACGUGGCGUUCGGCAUGGACCCCGCUUGCCUCGACAUUUCUCUCCCCCUCUCAGAAUUCGCAGAGGCCUUUGAUGUCGCCACGAAUUUGAGCCUGAAAAGAUUCAUGGAUCCUCUGCUCUACCUGUGGAUGCUCAAGCGCAUCUUCAACGUCGGCUCUGAGAAACGCUUACGCCGGGCAGUCCACUUCAUUCAUAGCUUUGCGCAAGACAUUAUCGAGGCGAGGAGGAAAGAUGUCUCUCCAUCCCAAGGAUCACGGCGUCAAGAUCUCCUGUCCACAUUUCUUCUCCUCCACGAAAGUGCUAUCGCUGCAGCAGAAAAGGCUUCGUAUGAUGUUUUCCUCAGAGAUAUUGUAAUAAGUUUUAUCUUGGCGGAGAAGACCGGAAUAAAUGUUAUCACGGCCGAUCCAGGCAAUGUGAAGCACCUUCUCAAGACCCGUUUUGAGAAUUAUCAUAAGGGCAACUAUUUCAGGCUCCUCCUCAACGAUCUGCUCGGCACCGGAACUUUCAACACAGACGGCGCUCCCUGGAAAUUGCAGAGGCGAGUGGCCAGUUACGAGUUCAGCACCAACUCUUUGCGCGACUUCAUUGCGGAGAGCGUGCAUAGCGAGAUCACCAAUCGCCUUCUGCCACGGCUCAGAAAAGUUGCUGCCACCAACCAGCGGGGGGAGAAUCGGCUGGAUAUGCAGGACGUCUUCAAGCGAUUUGCCUUCGACAACAUAUGUCAGGUGGCGUUCGGCAUGGACCCCGCUUGCCUCGACAUUUCUCUACCUCUCUCAGAAUUCGCAGAGGCCUUUGAUGUCGCCACGAAUUUGAGCCUGAAAAGAUUCACGGAUCCCCUGCCCUACCUGUGGAUGCUCAAGCGCUUCUUCAACGUCGGCUUACGCCAGGCAAUCCACUUCAUUCAUAACUUCGCGCAAGACAUAAUCGAGGCGAGGAAGAAAGAAGUCUCUCCAUCCCAGGGAUCAUGGCGUCAAGAUCUCCUGUCCAGAUUUCUUCUCCUCCACGAGAGUGCUGUCGCUGCAGCAGGAAAGGCUUCGUAUGAUGUUUUCCUCAGAGAUAUUGUCAUAAGUUUUAUCUUGGCGGGCAGGGACACACCGUCUUCUGCGCUUACCUGGUUCUUUUGGCUCCUCUCUUCUCAUCCCCGAAUCGAAAAGAACAUUUAUGUAGAAAUUACCCGUAUUAUUGCUGCCAGAGAAGAGAACAGUUACUGUUUCUCUUACGAGGAAUUGAAGAAAAUGCAAUACCUGCAGGGCGCUCUGUGUGAAUCGAUGAGGUUAUACCCGCCUGUUCCUUCUGACACGAAACAGGCAUUGCAAGACGAUGUGCUGCCGGAUGGGACAGUGGUAAGGAAAGGGAUGCGGGUGAUAUACCACCCUUAUGCGAUGGGAAGGAUGAAAAGCAUCUGGGGCACCGACUGUUUGGAAUUCAAGCCAGAGAGAUGGCUCAGCAAGACGGAGAAGGGGUCAGAAGUAUUUGUGGCGCACAACGCAUUCAAAUAUCCAGUGUUCCAGGCUGGGCCAAGAGUUUGCUUGGGGAAAGAGAUGGCGUUUAUUCAGAUGAAGAGCAUCGCUGCGAAUAUUAUCGAGGAGUUCAGUCUGGAGGUAGAUCGCGAAUGGAAUCCGAGGUACGUUGCCAUGAUCACGGCUAAAAUGGAGAACGGGCUUCCCGUACGCGUUGUAAAAAGACGAAACCCAACCCCGUGA
Messenger RNA from Cryptomeria japonica (Japanese cedar), 2292 nucleotides. RefSeq names its product cytochrome P450 94A1-like. The transcript has 2 exons. The record is from RefSeq and is a predicted model, not a curated record. NCBI's taxonomy places the organism in Eukaryota, Viridiplantae, Streptophyta, Pinopsida, Cupressales, Cupressaceae. Gene Ontology annotation, molecular function: oxidoreductase activity, acting on paired donors, with incorporation or reduction of molecular oxygen; heme binding; iron ion binding. Bases 1 to 2292 code for a protein of 763 amino acids.